Molecule: messenger RNA, 2794 nt
Organism: Acanthopagrus latus (yellowfin seabream)
Lineage: Eukaryota; Metazoa; Chordata; Actinopteri; Spariformes; Sparidae
Product: bestrophin-3-like
Exons: 14
Coding region: 318-2270 (650 amino acids)
Molecular function (GO): chloride channel activity
Source: RefSeq, a predicted model, not a curated record
AUGUUUACCUCCACAGCUGAAACACGACUACAUUUAGCUUGUCGGAUCAUCAAUACAACUCUGGAGCUGUGUGUGUGUGUGUGUGUGUGUGUGUGUGUGUGUGUGUGUGUGUGUGCUGCCUGGCAUUACUGGGCAACUGGACAGCAUCAUGGUGAGAGUGAGUGAGAGAGCAUCAGAGAGAGAGAGAGAGAUGGAGGGGGAGGCAGUGGUUGGCUGGGAGGCAUUUGGAACAAAACAAAUGAGGGAAGAAGAAGUCUGAUGGAAAACACAGCAGAGAGCGAACAAAGACCACUGUGAAGGUUUUCUCUGCUCUCAGGAUGACCGUCACGUACUCCAGUAAAGUUGCGAACGCCACCUUCUUCAGUUUCCACCGGCUGCUGCUGCGCUGGAGAGGAAGCAUCUACAAGCUGCUGUACCGAGAGUUCAUCCUGUUCGUGCUGCUGUACACCACGCUGAGCCUCGUGUACAGGCUCGUCCUCUACGAUGACCAGAAGAGGCUGUUUGAGAAACUCUCCAUGUACUGCGACAAAUACGCAGAGCAGAUUCCCGUCACCUUCGUUCUGGGUUUUUAUGUGACUCUGGUGGUGAAUCGAUGGUGGAAUCAGUUUGUGAACCUGCCGUGGCCCGACCGGCUCAUGUUCCACAUCUCCAGCUGUGUGAAGGGUAAAGAUGAAUAUGGCCGCCUGCUGCGCCGCACGCUCGUACGUUACGUUAACCUCACGUCGCUCCUCAUCUUCCGCUCCGUCAGCACCGCUGUCUGCAAACGCUUCCCGACCAUGGACCACGUGGUCGAGGCAGGUUUCAUGACUCCGGAGGAGAGGAAGGUGUUCGAGAACAUCCGCUCGCCUCACCUGAAGUACUGGAUUCCCGUCGUCUGGUUCUCCAACCUGGCGUCUAAAGCUCGACAGGAAGGACGCAUCCAAGACAGCAUCGACCUGCAGAACAUUCUCAAUGAGAUGAACCGGUUCAGGACCUGGUGCGCGACUCUCUUCGGCUACGACUGGGUCGGCAUCCCGCUGGUCUACACGCAGGUCGUCACUCUCGCUGUCUACACCUUCUUCUUCGCCUGUCUGAUUGGCCGUCAGUUCCUCGACCCCGCCCAGCAUUACCCCGGCCACGACCUCGACCUCUACGUCCCCGUCUUCACCCUGCUGCAGUUCUUCUUCUACUCCGGCUGGCUGAAGGUAGCAGAGCAGCUGAUCAACCCGUUCGGAGAGGACGACGACGACUUCGAAGCCAACUGGAUCAUUGACAGGAACCUUCAGGUGUCUCUGCUGGCCGUCGAUGAGAUGCACAUGAACCUGCCUCACAUGACCAAAGACAUGUACUGGAACGACAGCGAGGCGAGGCCGCCGUACACGCUCGCCGCCGCCGACUACUGCAUCCCAUCAUUCCUCGGCUCCACCACCGACAUGGGACUCUCUGACAUCCUGCAGUUUGAUGAAGUUGAUGUUAGCGACAGUCGUCAGCGGCAACAGGACCCUGUUUUCGCACUGCGGCAAGAAUCAGUUCUCGGUCGAGUUCGCCGGCUGCUGAGCGUUCAGGAGCCUCCGGACCUCCGACCUCCUCGACCCAUCUUCAAACGACACAGCAGUGACGCAACAGGAAGUUUCUUUCCAGACUUCAGGAUCCAUCCAAGUCCAGAGGCCAUGCGUCCGCCCUCCUCCCUGGCCAUGGACACCCUGUCCACCCUGAGGGAGGUCAGCAGCAACCCUCCCUCUCCUGAAAACUCGCCCACUGCUGUUUUUCCCCAGCUCGUCAUCAGCCCGCCGUUGUCCGGUGGCGUCGGUCAGGACAUGGCUGCUUCUGGUAAUGGUGAAGCAGCAAAACCUCAGAAUGGACUGGAUCCCUCGCCGACUGAGGAAACACAAGGCCUGGACACCCUGAGAACCGGCUCCUCCGUGUGUUGUUCCCCCACCCAGCUGGGACCCAAGGCAUUUCGCUGGACCACAAGCAUCCAGCACCGGCCACCCACCCGGCCGCGGGGGCGUCAGUUCUCCCUCCAGUUCUCCAGGCAGUCGUCCAAAGGGUCGGUCCGCAGCCUGCCGAGUCCCAAGGCUCUUGGAAAGCGGAGACGAGGCCUGGCCCGAUUUCAGUCCCGACGAUCACCUGGUCCACCUGGGGACACUCUGCAGCUCCCCGACCCUGAGUACAACCACGACUUCCAGGGAAUAGCUGGAACUGAGGACAACGACAAGGAAGGAACCAACAACAACAGCGAAGACAUCAAAAACCCAAACUGCCAAUCAGAGAGCUUGGAAAAGCUCUGAGAAACCACUCAGAGUGACAGAAUACUGCCCAAACAGAACCGAUCUACAAGCUGGUGACCCAACAAGUCAGAGGAAACUGAUUCAAACCAACAGAUGCUCGAUAUUUCUGAACCUGGAGUUCCUGCUUGGUGUUGUUUUGUCACUGAGACGUCAGAACACCAAAAUGAUUCUGACGCUCGUCAUCAACUAAAAAGAAAAAUGAGCAACAACUAACAUGAAGAUCGGCUCAGAAGAAGUGAAAAUAUCCACCAGAGCUGAACCUCUCCUGUACUGAUGUUUUGACAAUGACGCCAUCUAGUGGCCGUUAGAGGAACUGCAGCUGAACAAACCUCAGCUCAGCCCAUCAACUGUGGUGACUCGCUGAUGAAAUACUCAGGAUUACUGAUCGGACGUCUUCUGUCCUCAUGUGACAACAGUGUCUGUCUUUGUACGUGUAACUAAAGUUAUGAAUCUACAACUAGUUGCUGCUGCUGAAUCACCAAAAACUGUACUUUUUAAAAUAAAACGUGACUGAAACGUGUGAA